CAGAGGGUGGUUUAAACAUGACACUUAACAUAGAGGAUGAAUAUGAGAUAAAACGAAAAGAUGUUGAAUUGUACAAAAAAAUAAGGUAUUGUGGAUUCGUUGUUGUUUCAAGAAUAUGGAACAUAGGAGGGAAGUUGAACAAGAAUUUAUGGCAAAAUAUGAGCCUGUGGAUUACAGAUCAGUGACCAAAAUUGAUUUUCAUAAAGACGUAGUCCAGUUACCUCCCAGGCCUGAACCAAUGCUUCAUGAAAUGGUUCGAGAACAACCGGUUACAUUUUGGACAGAACACAGGGAUAAAAUGCAUGGUAACACUCAUUACAGUACAAAUCGUACCACUCCGUUCGGACGUAAUGCUGCUUUUACAACACCGAUUGAUCAAUAUUUGAAUAGUCGGAUGCCAUGUGAAAUGCAAGUAUAUCCACGUUGAAAAAAUCACAACAAAAAGUUAAAUGAGGCAGUGGCCUCUAUUUAUUUAUACUUGAAAUAUAACUAUGCAUCAUUUUACCAUAAUAAAGCAAAAUAAUUAUACUGCUUUAA
This is a messenger RNA of Schistosoma spindalis, 537 nucleotides long. The record is from the annotation of a GenBank genome assembly. NCBI's taxonomy places the organism in Eukaryota, Metazoa, Platyhelminthes, Trematoda, Strigeidida, Schistosomatidae.